Symbiodinium sp. CCMP2592 is the source of this 2586-nucleotide messenger RNA. The record is from the annotation of a GenBank genome assembly. NCBI's taxonomy places the organism in Eukaryota, Dinophyceae, Suessiales, Symbiodiniaceae.
AUGGCUGACUCCCCGGACGCUGAGAUACUCCAGAAACUGCUCCAGCCGUCACCUGCCGCGGUGGCCUCGCAUUUGGCAAGACAGGCUGCAAAGGCCCCGAUCCAGAGAGUACAGAGAGCAUCUAGCGCAGACACGGAUCUAUAUGGUUGGGGAUUGACCCAGGAGAGUGCACAAGAGCUAAUGCACGAUCUCUUCGAUGUGGUGGAGGAAUUCCCAGAUAUGGUGGCCCAGCUCUGUCAUGACUUAAAGAAGCUGGGCUACUUCUCAGGGUUCCCCCUGCCCGCAGAGCGAAAGGAUAAGUUCUCCGGCAUGGAAGUCAUCAGCGAACGGGAGAUCAAAGAAACGGCGAUGGCUUUCUUAAGGCGUGGGACUGCAACAGACAGCACAGAUGCAUCUUCACACGAAGUUAGGCAGGUGGUACAGGAUGUUUCCAGCUCCUCGAGUAAGAGGAGGUCAUUUAGCAAGCAGCGGGGUGCAGCUGCCCAAAGCAACGGCAGCCGCAAUGCGGACACGACGCUCGUGAUGAUGAAUCUGCCGGUGGACUACAGUCAUGAGAAGUCCCGAGGACUAGUGGAUAGCUUGGGCUUCCGUGACAGGUACGAUGCCGUAAUCUGGUUUCCAAGAAAGCAGGUGGGCCAACAGAACCUUUCGCAUGCCGUGGUGAACUUCAAGUCCCCAGAAGACUGCAUGGCAUUCCGAAGACGCGUAAGACAGGGUGGCAUCAACCCUUCGGGAGAGAAGGAGCUUGCCUUGACCGAGAGUACACUACAAGGCUUCCACGACCUCUUCGUGAAGUACUGGUACAUGACACAGCAGAAGACUGCAGUGGUCGGCCCCUACUUUGACAAGCAGGCUCUGCAGAACCUGGGCCGCGGUUGCCCUUACUUGAUGUUGGAGAGGUCCCUUCCGGGGGAUACCAUAGCCGCCAAGGCGAAGAAGCAUCGCGAUGUUGACACUCAGAAGGCCACGACGCUGGUGGUCCGGAACCUGCCGGAUACGAUAACUAACCAGGACACUGCCCUGAAGUGGCUGCAGGCCAUCGGGGACUUGAGGGGCUAUGACUUCUUCCUCUUUUUCCCAAAGCCCAGGGCUAAAUCUAGCACCAUGGCCUAUGCUUUCGUCAACUUCUGCUGGCCGAGUCGGAUGGAGGCAUGCCUGCAGAGCCUGCGCGGCUACAGUGUCGAGGGCAGCGACCCCUUGAAUGUGGUGGUGGCAAAGGACACUCAAGGUCUCCAAGCCUGCAGGUCCCAUUUUCAGGCCCUCAUCGACGAGGGCCGGCUGCUCCCCGUCAUCCGCAGAAAGCGUGCUGCGGAUGUUGUGGCUGCAUCUGCGCAGCGAUCUGGCCGCGCCCUGGACCGUGAGGAGCUGAUCGAAGCAAUGGCCGUUGCGACUUGGGGCGGUACACUUCGCGGGGAAAAGCUGCGUGCAGAUUGCGCAGCAAAGGGCAUCCCCAUGGACAAGCUUAGCUUCGAGCAAGCAGAUGCGCUGCUUCGCCCUCGGUCCGAGGGCAAAGGUGGCACCUACUACCCACCGUUUCCCGUGUUAGGGCUCGCUAGCGAUGGCGGGCAGAUUUUCCUUAGCUGCGGUGGUGGUGGCGCGACGGCCGCCAAGGAAGUCCCUAAUGUCGUGCAGGCACAUCGCUACGAUGAAACGACUGGACAGAUGAGCACUAUCGCAUCCUUGGACACCGCCAAAUGUGUUGUUGUGGCGCUGUCCUAUGCACCGGCGCUGGAGUUGUGGUUAGGCUGCGUUGGGCGGGGCUGCAAAGUGCUGCAGCUCUCGGUGGAGAAGAACACCCUGACAGAAGUCUGCGAGUGGGAAACGGAGGAGACCGGCAAGUCCCCUUCCACGAACGUGGCGAAGUGCUCUCCGAACGGCCACUUGGUGGCUACAGGAGGCACCGAUGGCAUCGUGCGGAUAUUCGAGGCAGCCAAGCUGCAGUCGAGCCCCGUUCUGAAGCACAGCUGUGCCAAGAACGACGAAGUCCUAGAUCUCGAGUUUUCGCCGGACAACAAGGUCCUGGCCUCCUGCGAUCGGACGGGUCUCUGCAGACUUUGGGAUCCAUCGACCGGAGAAGAAACUAAGUCGAUUGACUACAAGCACGCUGGCACAGCGGUGGCAAUUCGAGCAAUACGCGCCGCAGCUGAAGACUGUCUCUAUGAGAGCGUUCGCCUGUCUCCUGCAUCACUUAUCUUUCUGUCGAGAUCGCUAUGCAUCUUGCGUGGCAUGUGCUGUACCUAUGCACCUGAAGGCCAGCAGCACUUCCUUUGCGCAAUGUCUGCCCCCAGGGGCCCUGCGUGCCUAGCGAUUUACAAUGCUGAUGGCAACGUGGUCAAGGAUGUCAAAGUUCACGACAAGCCCCUCACAGCCAUCGCAGUCGACAAAACGGGCCAAACCGUUUGUGUCAACUUGGUGACCGGCGGUAAGCGGUUGUACUCCUUGCCGAAGAUGCGAUGUUUGAAGAAAGCCGAAAAUGCUGCCCGGCAGCCAGCAAGGAAGCAUGGCCUGUACACUGUACACGUUCAGGGUCAGCUGGAUCGACUUUCAUUCGCAUAUGCAACCAGAGCCGUGAGCAAAUAUCAGUGA